GUUACUCUUGGAGUUUAUCGAUUAAAGUCACUUAAACAUGCGAUUGCGGGCCUAGUCCAGUUAGCCUUAACCUUAAUAAAUAAAAAGUGCAAGGAAACAAUCUUUAUGAUUUUCGACUCUUAGCUUUGCUAAACUUAUAGCAUGACAUAUGUAAUCCUAUUUAUGGUUUGAUGCUCUCAACAUGGUGAAAUCUAACAGAUGUAAAAUUUGAGGAUAACUAGCAAAAAUAUCAAAAUGCUAGCGCUUGUGUACGAAGAGGGUACCCUAUACCCUUUUCAAAACUCAGUCACGUAAAAAUAUUUGGCCGUUACGAACAAUAUUCAAACUUCGUUCUCAUAAACGCGAAAUUUUAGGCGAUAACGUUUCACAUAAAAAUAAAAAGUCACUUUCAUGAAUUGAUAAUUUUACUUUUUUCUAGACACAGUACGUAAUGACUGACUUUGAAUUAUAUUUCUAAAGUUGUGACACGAAAGGACAAAUGUCUCUCGAAAAUGGAAUAAAGGAAGGUUUCGGAAUUCGUGAAUGAAUUUUUGGACUUUUGCCAAAGGUUUCGACGCGAGAUGUAGAAGUCGAUGUAAGUGUCCACAGUGCACAUUGAAAUUACAGCGGUUAUUCCCGCAAAAAGAGAAACAAGCUUUGAGUUGUUCUCGUGAAAUAAGCGUCCAUAUAGAAAAUUACUCUCGCAUUGGGACUCUUCGAGCUUUCUACAGUGAGAGCCGCGCAUCAAAUACCAAAAGUGCAAAACCGCAUGACUUUGGAAGUUAAAUACUAGAAACAAAAUAUAAUUUUUACUUUUCGCUAUAAUUACUUCAUGGAUGACUAAGCUUCAAAGACUCUCGCGUCACACGUCAUGUAUGAGGUAACGCAAGAUCGUCAUUUUGUCAGCCCAAGGCCGCACCACUCUCCAAAAAUGAAUGCUCUGACCAAUGACAAUGUGGUAACCCUUGGAAGUCUCCUGGCUCAAGAUUUGCCCCAGGCCUACAUCCUUCCUGAACGACCAUCAACAUUCAACCACAAAGCAAGUUUCGUAAAUAGUAGGAGUUACCUCAUCCAUGACUAUUCUACAGACAUGACCGCUGACCAUAGAUACCUGAAGGCUAUGAGAGCGUGCGCUGUGGCUGGGAACGAUCUUCCAAUUUUACUGACAUGCGCUGUGCAUCCGCUUAUUACCGAGCAUUGGUCCAAGUGGCUGCCUUUCCUUCCGAGACCCGAUAUUAGAAUUUUCGAAAAUGAAGAUACUGAAAAGCGGCCUUUGGUUGUCAAUUUUCCAUUUGAAAAUUUUCCCGCCGAAAAACACGCCGUGGAUCCCGAUAUCCACUACAUUCUCAGCUCCAAGACGAGAAUUCCAGAAAUGGGAGCACCCUGCCCUCGGUACAUGUCACGUGACAACUACACGGUACCUUGUAUGAUCAAAACCACCCAAGGGGUAGGGGGUAGGGGUGUGUUUCUUGCCAGAUCACAUGAUCAAGCCCUGGAAGCCUUUCUUGAACUUAAAAAUAAUUUCCACUGCUAUGAACCAGUCAUCACUGAAGCAGUUGAAAACGUUACCGACUUUUUGAAUGUCCAACUGUACCUUUUCCAAAAUGGCGACUUUCACUGGUUGGGCGUCCGACGAAAGAUGAAGGAAAAAUCGUCCUGCCAACACGAUUUGGUCCCCGAUGUUGAUUGGAACGAGCAAGAGGACCAAAAAAAUCUGGUUUGGGAUGUUGUCAAACCGGUAAUGGCAUACCUUAAUAAACAUGGCUACUUCGGUUUUACAGGGGUUGAAAUCUUAAUCAACAAUCGAGGCAAGUUCUUAAUCGAUGUCAAUCUCAAGACUUCAGAUUCGACAUAUUUAUUGCUGUUAGCGCCUCACUUUGCGGCGAAUUUAAACUUUCCUGUCUCCAUUGUGGCUGAAAUUCUUCCAACAAGUAUCGAAGCAUUGCUUGAGCAGAUAGACAAGUUGAAUUGUGAAGAUGAAGGCAGAGCGAUACUGCUGUCGGGAGAUGUAACAUCGCUUAGUAAGCCAAUCAAGUCUUGCAUUGUUGUGUUUGCCAAGGACCAGCAUACAGUAUUUCUGUUGCAUAGAAGACUUCUUCGUUCGUGCGCAUCGCUCAUUUGUAAUGGUGCAGGCGAUCACGAUGGAGAUAGGAUUUCAAAUACAAGAGUUUUGCUAAAAUGAUAAACAUUGUUCUUGGGGAAAAUGAAAGAGGACAUUCUUCUUUCAAAAUUAAUGACGUUUUGGACUGUUCGUGUUUUGAAAGGAGUCAUCCUUUUGGCACAGUUUUAUUUUUCUUUAUAGCAACAUAAAAAUCGGCACAAUGUGGUUUACAAAAUAAAUAAAAUUGCAAAGCUUCUAGAAUUAAAGUUGUCUUAUUAAGCAUGAAUUGUCGCAGUAGAUACUAUAACAGAAAAUUUGAAGAUUUUGAAUUCAUUAAGGGGCCGACCAU
This is a messenger RNA of Stylophora pistillata, 2429 nucleotides long. RefSeq lists its product as uncharacterized. The record is from RefSeq and is a predicted model, not a curated record. Gene Ontology annotation, molecular function: metal ion binding; ATP binding. NCBI's taxonomy places the organism in Eukaryota, Metazoa, Cnidaria, Anthozoa, Scleractinia, Pocilloporidae.